This is a messenger RNA of Nymphaea colorata (pocket water lily), 1740 nucleotides long. RefSeq names its product cytochrome P450 89A2-like. The record is from RefSeq and is a predicted model, not a curated record. Gene Ontology annotation, molecular function: oxidoreductase activity, acting on paired donors, with incorporation or reduction of molecular oxygen, NAD(P)H as one donor, and incorporation of one atom of oxygen; iron ion binding; heme binding. The coding region runs from base 72 to 1607 and encodes 511 amino acids. Lineage: Eukaryota; Viridiplantae; Streptophyta; Magnoliopsida; Nymphaeales; Nymphaeaceae. The transcript has a single exon. Gene Ontology annotation, cellular component: membrane.
ACCAAAGUAAACGCCGGCCUCAUCACUCAUGGUCCUGCUGCAAAGAAUAGCUGUAACCAAAGGCAGUGGCUAUGGCCUCCUGGAUCAUCUCCUUCCUCUCCCUCUUCACCAUCUCAGCCUGUCUCUUCCUUCUCAACCUGUUAUAUGGAACCAACAAGACGAAGAAGAAGAAAGAACGCCCUCUUCCGCCAUGCCCAAGAGGACUCCCCAUCAUCGGCAACCUACACCAGCUAGGUCUCACCUUCGUGCUCCUUGAGCCCACCUUCCACAAGUUCAUAGCCCGCUAUGGCCCGAUCUUUUGCGUCCGCUUUGGCCCUAUGCUGGCUGUGUUCGUCGCCGACCGCAGCCUCGCCCACGAGGCCCUAGUUCAAGACGGCGCCACCUUCGCUGGUCGGCCUCGCUUCCCGGAGUUCGCCCGCAUCUUGAACAGCAACCAGCAUACCAUCAGCUCCGCCGGGUACGGGCCCCUGUGGCGCCUCCUCCGCCGCAAUCUCAUUGCCGAGACUCUCAGCCCUGCCCGAACUAAGUUCUUUACCAGAGGGCGACAGUGGGCGCUAGCCCUCCUAAUAAGCGAGCUGAGGGAAGAAGCUAAGGAAAACGAAGGCAUGGUCGUCGUGGGGACGUGUCUCCGGCGUGCUAUCCACCGGCUGCUCCUCUUCAUGUGCUUUGGUGAGAUGCUCGAAGACCAUGCAGUCCGAAAGGUUGCAGAAGUGUUGAAAGAGACGCUUGUGGCCACCGAGCGAUUCAACAUCUUGGGCUUCUUCCCCAAGCUCACCAAGAUCUUCUGCCGGCGAAAAUGGCGAGAGUUUCUCGAUGUCCGGCGGGAGAAUGAGGAGGCCCUCCUCCCCCACAUCCUAGCCCGGAGGGCCGUCGAGAAGAAGGAUGACCGCUUUUGCUACGUAGACUCCCUCAUCACUCUGGAGCUUCCGGACGGGAGGAAACUUGAUGAUGGAGAGAUAGUCUCGCUCUGCUUUGAGUUCCUCGGUGCCGGCAUCGACACGACGGCGACGGCGCUGGAAUGGACGAUGGCCAACUUAGUAAAGAACCCCAAGAUUCAAACCUUACUUUACGAGGAAAUUGCCUGCACUGUGAGCAGUAAUGCACAGGCAAGCGAGGAAUACCUGGCGCGGAUGCCAUACCUCAAGGCGGUGAUCAUGGAGUCACUGAGGCGGCACCCGCCGGGGCACUUCCUCCUGCCUCAUGCGGUCGCGGAAGAUGACGCAAGCCUCCAUGGCUAUGCGAUACCAAAGAACGCGACCAUCAACUUCAUGGUGGGGGAGAUGGGGUUGGACGAGAGAGUCUGGAAAGAUCCACUAGAGUUCAGACCAGAGAGGUUCCUGGCUGGAGGUGAAGGAGAAGAUGUGGACAUCACGGGGAACAGAGAGAUCAAGAUGAUGCCGUUUGGCGCAGGGAGAAGGGUCUGCCCAGGCAUGGGCGUAGCCAUGCUGCACCUCCAGUACCUUGUGGCCAACUUGGUCCGUGAGUUGGAGUGGUCCGCCGCCGACGGCGAGCUGGUGGACUUGGCCGAGAAGUGGGAGUUCACUGUUGUGAUGAAGAACCCUUUGAAGGCUCGGAUCAAACCAAGGAAUGGGAUUGCUGCUAAGUAAUGAAGCAUAGCGUUUCGUCGUCUCCGCCACCUGUUUUUCAGAAAAGGAAAUAAAUAACGGGCGCGAUGCAUGGACUCACGUUACAGUAAUGUUGUAUUGGCCAAAGGACAGAAUAAGUCUCGACAUUUAUAUA